UUGACCUUAUUAGAAUGAUAUUUAAUUAUCCUAUGUUGCAUUGGUAGCCUAAUGGUGACUGUCUUUAAGCAAGUAUUGAGCUUGGAUGCUGCCAUCUUCUGGACAAAUCCAUUAAGAUACUCAUUGUCUUCUUCAGGCUGUAUAAUCGUAUUCCUGUAUAGAUCAAGUUGGGUGAUCUUAGGAUGAGCAUUAUCAAGGUAGUCAAGAUGGUCAACAGUGAUCUUACACUUCUUAAACAUUAUAUUUGAUUUACUGUUGCACGCCAUUAAGAUCCUUCCAAAAUCCUUGUGUGAUAUCUUAAAAAAAGUGAUCCUCACGUCUUGAACUGUCUUCGAGAUGAACUUCAUUGCACUCCUGGUAUAAAAACUGAAGUCUACUAAGUCCAUUUUGCCUUCUAAAUAUAAUAUACCGGCCUUUAUCAUUUUGACCCGGCUUAAGAAUUCAGUAGCCAUUUUCUCGCAGCUUGCUAUUUUCUGGAAUGAUAAAUUGGAUAUAUGAUAUGCUUGGGUUCACUUCAUACCCACUUUCCUAUACCAUAUUUUUUCACGAGGGAUGUCAAAUUCAACCUUGAAGAAAUUAUCGCUCGUUCCAUUCAUGUAUCUUUCAAAGUACUGGUAAUAUAUAUCAUGUAGAGUACCCAUAUCUAGUUUCUCGAGUUGGGCCUGUAUAGCACACUCUUUAGAAGCGUGCAUUUGCUUCGCUUCAUCUAUACUAAUUAAGACUGAUUUCUCCAUUUUUAACAAUAUU
Moneuplotes crassus is the source of this 747-nucleotide messenger RNA. The record is from the annotation of a GenBank genome assembly. NCBI's taxonomy places the organism in Eukaryota, Ciliophora, Spirotrichea, Euplotida, Euplotidae.